Molecule: messenger RNA, 366 nt
Organism: Guillardia theta CCMP2712
Lineage: Eukaryota; Cryptophyceae; Pyrenomonadales; Geminigeraceae
Exons: 2
Source: RefSeq, a predicted model, not a curated record
GGGCCCGUUGACAGAGGCACCGGGCCCGUUGACAGAGGCAGGACCGGGCCCGUUGACAGAGGCACCGGGCCCGUUGACAGAGGCACCGGGCCCGUUGACAGAGGCACCGGGCCCGUUGACAGAGGCACCGGGCCCGUUGACAGAGGCACCGGGCCCGUUGACAGAGGCACCGGGCCCGUUGACAGAGGCACCGGGCCCACCGGGCCCGUUGACAGAGGCACCGGGCCCGUUGACAGAGGCACCGGGCCCGUUGACAGAGGCACCGGGCCCGUUGACAGAGGCACCGGGCCCGUUGACAGAGGCACCGGGCCCGUUGACAGAGGCACCGGGCCCGUUGACAGAGGCAUGCUGCUCUGUGGCGCGUAG